This is a messenger RNA of Carya illinoinensis, 697 nucleotides long. RefSeq lists its product as uncharacterized. The transcript has 2 exons. Bases 113 to 496 code for a protein of 127 amino acids. The record is from RefSeq and is a predicted model, not a curated record. Lineage: Eukaryota; Viridiplantae; Streptophyta; Magnoliopsida; Fagales; Juglandaceae.
GACCUUCUAGCUGCUUGCAUGGUGGCAGCUAGAAGUUUCAAAUAAAGCCCUUAAUUUAUAGCAGCAUCUUCCAUUUCUUUAACAUUUGGUGCUUUCAAGAUCGGUCAUUCUAAUGGGCAACAGAUACAGACUUGGGAUUGUUUCUUCUGAUGUAAUUGCAACGAAGACAUCAGUUGCUGAGGAAGUCCAAGUCGGAAGUAUUGGAUCGGUAGAUAAUGUCGCUCUUGGUGCUGAAGGAGGAGAAGAACAACAACAAAAACUAGCAGAUCAAGCUGAAAAACUAGAAGUCCAAGAAGAUGGGUCGUCUUCUGGUGCAGAAAAUGAAGAGAGUGAAAUUGAAGCUUUCAUUGCAGAUCAAGAUGAAGGGGGAGAAGAAGAAGAAGAAGAAGUACCACCGGAAGCAAAUGAUGAAUUGAACAAAAAGUUCGAAGAAUUCAUUAAGAAGAUGAAGGAAGAACUCAGGAUUGAAGCCCAACGUCAACUAAUUGCCGUCUAAUCAUGUAUAUCCUGAUCAGAUGUAUUAUCCUGCUCCAAAAUGCUUUGGUCUCUUUUUAAAAUGACGAAGCUAGAUCUUUUUUCUUUCUGAUCAUGUAUCUUGCAUGAAUGCAUGUAGAGCUUAGCUUCUGUCGUUAAGUUCUUUGUUCUAAUCAUGUAUUAUCCUGCUCCAAAAUGCUCUGGUCUCUUUUCUUUGUUGUAA